Molecule: messenger RNA, 2610 nt
Organism: Pocillopora verrucosa
Lineage: Eukaryota; Metazoa; Cnidaria; Anthozoa; Scleractinia; Pocilloporidae
Product: peptide-N(4)-(N-acetyl-beta-glucosaminyl)asparagine amidase-like
Biological process (GO): protein quality control for misfolded or incompletely synthesized proteins; glycoprotein catabolic process; protein deglycosylation
Cellular component (GO): cytosol; cytoplasm; nucleus
Molecular function (GO): peptide-N4-(N-acetyl-beta-glucosaminyl)asparagine amidase activity
Source: RefSeq, a predicted model, not a curated record
UCUCGGUUACCCAUUCGAAGAGGAAAAUCAUUUUUUUGCGGUUUUCCUCCUUUAAUCUCAUUCUGAACGGCAAGGAAAAACUGUCUUUCACGACGAAAUCCUUAAUGUUUGGUUUCUUGAAAACUCUCAGCCGUAAUCCAUCAUUCUGUCGAGAUUUAUUUUUAUAACUCCGCUGAGGAAAACAACAAUAUGGCUUCCGUUAGUAAUCACGGAAACUCCAUAGUCAUUGAAGACGACAGCCAAUUUCAGCAACAACUCAAUCAAGCUGGGAACAGACUGGUCGUGGUAGAUUUUAAUGCAUCUUGGUGUGGCCCAUGCCGUAUGAUGGCCCCUGUGUUUUCAAAUUUGAGUGUGAAAUAUUCAGCAGCUGUUUUUCUGACUGUUGAUGUUGAGAAGUGUCAGAGGACUGUUGUACAGCAGGGAAUCAGUGCCAUGCCAACAUUCUUCUUCUUCAAGAACAGAAAGAAAGUGGAUGAAAUGCAGGGAGCAAACCCCAAAGGCCUGGAAGACAAAAUCAAUCAGUGGAUUGGAGGCGCUGUGGAGACAAUGUCUGUGGAUCCUAAGAGAGUUGCAACAGGUCGUAGCUGGGACUGUUUUGAACAGCUCCUGGACAACCCGCGGGAAGUCUUCAUGGAUGUGUCACAGCUUCUGCUUAGGUUUGCAUCCAACAUCAUCAACAAUCCUGAUAAUCCAAAGUACCGAGCCAUUAAAGUCAGCAACAAGAUUUUCCAGUCACGGCUUCUUCCAGUAAAUGGAGCUGUGGAAUGCCUCUUCACCAUGGGAUUCAAAGAGAGAGGUGAUCAACUAGUGUGCCCACAAGGUGAAUCCUUAGAAAAUAUGUUGAUUCUUCAGGACGCGUUGAAUGACGAGAGAAGUCGUCAUAGCAAUGCACAGGAACUUGAACCUACUCCAACUCCAGCACCAGUCAACCAACCUCAAAGCAAUGGUCCUUCGUGCGCACAACCAACUAUUGUUUCCAGUCCAGCUGCUAAUCCGUCGGACAAGGAAAGGGACUUUCUUUUGAGACUUCAUAGCUCGUUACAACAUGUGCUUCUUUACGAAGAUAAAGAUUUGCAACAAAGAGCGCGGGAAAUGAUUCCCCUGGCUGAGUUAGAGAAGAGAGCUAAAGAAGCCAGCGAGAGAACUAAACAGGGAGGGGAUGGUGGGGUAGAUGAAAGAGAUUGCCUUGUGUUAGAACUUCUAAAUUGGUUUAAAGGUACUUUUUUCAAGUGGGUGGACAAACCUUCCUGCCCGUCAUGUGGUUCUCUGACGUUCGCUAUUGGUGUGGUUCCCCCGACACCUGAGGAAAUGGCCUGGGGGGCUGGGAACGUGGAGAGUUAUAAAUGUGUGUACUGUGGAAAGGUUACAAGAUUCCCGAGAUACAAUCACCCUGCAAAACUUUUAGAAACACGCAGAGGCCGAUGCGGUGAAUGGGCCAAUUGUUUCACAUUAUGCUGUCGAGCUAUAGGAUUUGAGGCGCGACACAUUUUGGAUUGGACAGAUCACGUAUGGACAGAAGUGUAUUCUGAAGCUCAGCAGAGAUGGCUGCAUUGUGACUCCUGUGAAAACGCCUGCGAUAAACCGCUGCUUUAUGAGGCUGGCUGGGGAAAGAGACUCAGUUAUAUCAUAGCGUUCUCUCAUGAGCAGGUUUUGGAUGUGACAUGGCGAUACUCUGCCAAGCAUGAGGAGGUGAAAAAGGCGAGAAAUUUAGUGUCAGAAGCCUGGUUAGUGGAGACGUUAAACAGAAUGACUGAAGAGCAUCAAAGAAACCUUAGUGAAGCUAGGCGAAAAGUUUUGGCGGAGCGUCAGGUGAAGGAAUUGGUUGAGUUCUUUACCAUAAAGUCUGUGCGUCAUGAUGAACUGCAGGGCCGAGUGUCAGGUUCUUUGGCCUGGAGGCUGCUUCGAGGCGAAACAAAACAACAAGCAGAUGAAGAGAAGCACGAGCCUUAUAUUUAUAAACCUACUGACGAGGAAAUCAAGGAAAAAAGACUACGCCUGUGCUUUAAUUGCGUGAUGAAUAAAUAUUUCCGAGGUUAUGAUAGAGAGUUAGAUCUUUCUGGUUGGCAGUCGAGAGUGGCUUCAUUCAGUUCUAUCACACGUAAAGUCGAGAGGGACUGGAAAAUGGUUUACCUGGCGCGAACAGAAACUGCUUCAACUGGCCACAUAACCUGGCAAAUAGAUUUAAAUUCCUGUGAUCUUGUGAUCGACAGUGUUACAAUAAUAGCUAGGAGCGACACUUUUCAGACUGGACGGGUGGACUGGAAACUAAGUGGGGAUGAGGAGAAUCAAGUAGAAAUGCUAUCAGGAGGCCAGGAAUCCACCAUAACGUCCGUACUCAGUGGCUCCAAAACUCUCAAAUUGACGGCCACGAUCAGUGGCGGGAAAGGAGACGUUGCUUGGCAACACGCUCAGAUUUUCCGUCAGUCAUUCAGCAGUCAAAGUGAAUAUCCCUUGGAUAUCUUAGUCUCUAUGAAAGAACCUUCACGUAAUACUCAUCUUUAAGGCUUGUGACCCUAGAGUUUGUUGCUACAGUAAAAUCCUACUGAAAUGAGCUCGUCGCACGAGCAAAUUGUUAACAACACAGUUGUCAAACUCGAGCAUGCGAAAGGG